Molecule: messenger RNA, 525 nt
Organism: Psylliodes chrysocephalus
Lineage: Eukaryota; Metazoa; Arthropoda; Insecta; Coleoptera; Chrysomelidae
Source: the annotation of a GenBank genome assembly
AUGGAAUCACUUUUUACAGAAUGGAAAAAUUUGGAUAAAAGUCGACUUAAAAAACAUUCGGAGUUUCAUCUGUUGAAAAUAAAAAAAAUCACUGAUAAAUUAAAUGAAUUAUUUGAUGUAAGAUUAAAAAAAGGUAUAUCUGAUGACUCAUGUCCUCAAGAACUUUUUUCGUUAGUAAGAAAAAGUAAAGGCCGAUUGACACUUGUACCAGAUGACAUGGAAGUUGGUAGUUUCCCUCUAGAGCCAAUAGAAAAUGACAUUAAUGAUAUUGGUAAUCAUUAUGAAUUUCCCUUAAGUCAAGAGUUGUCUGAUACAUCUAUUUCUUUUGAAGAAUUAAGUCGAUCAUCUAGUUCUAGUUCAAGAGCACCAAAACGAACAAUAUCCAACUUUGAAGAUGAACUUCCACAAAGUUCAAGGGAGAAUAAAAUUGACAUUAUGACUCCUGAAUUGUCAUCAGCUUUAGACAGAUCAAAUGUCUCUAGCAGAAAUGCUGCUUAUAUUGUAAUCGCUGUCGCAAAAAGUUAG